AUGUGGAGCAACAUCGGCGGUAUUCUAGUUUAUACUAUCGUGUUAGCUUAUACCUGUGCUAUGGCUCAGGGUAAGUUGGAGAGCGAGGAAAACACGAGGGAAUCAGGUGAUGGCGAAAUUGACAGCGUGAACGCAAAUGCUACAAACAUUAUUACGCAAACGAAUAUCAGUACGGAUCACGAUAUCGACGACAGCGCAGAGCACAUUGGUCCGUUAGUUAGGCAGAUAUAUAACCAUCCGUAUGCCGCGUCGUUGCUAAAAAACGAUUCGUACGUCUGCAGUGCUGUUGUGCUGAAUACUUACUGGUUACUUACACCAUCCAAAUGCUUUGAUUCACAUAUUAUAUCGUCAUACGUAACUCAUAAAAAUCUUAAGAACUACACGCUAAGGGUUGGCAGCUCAUAUAACAACAAAAGUGGCUCAAUUUAUAAGAUUAAACUGCUGAUAAAUAAUUUCGACUUGAAAGUUUCGGCUGUGAAAUUGGAAGCACGUAUGGAAUUCAGUGCCCGUAUUCGAUCCGUGAAUUUACCAAACCCGGACGACGAAGUCAGUUUGGGUUAUUUAGCGUCAAUUCUAGCAUGGACUCCCACUGGGCAUUUACGGGUCGUAAACGUGCCAAUAUUAGAUGCAUCUAUAUGUGAACCUACGACCGAGAUAUUACCGGGUCAUUACAUAUGUGCUGGUGGAGUCCAAGAUCCGAACAGACACUUUUGCAGAAGAGACGACGGUGGUGCGAUCAUACAAAAUAACACGCUCAUAGGAAUAGCGACGUUUCUCCAUAGAUGCGCUGUCUACAGUCGGACGCACGCGUUCCUCAAAGUGUCAAGUUUCGCUAGAUGGCUAGAUUCAGUAAUUUGGGACGAAGAUAAUAGGCCGACCGCAAACAGUCCAACUUUCUCCACACCACCAACAGCAUCUCCUGUCGUUAACCUUACAGAAAAUACUCCGCAAUAUAAAAACGUAUAUUUUGACCAAAGGAGACAAAUAUUAUCAAUACCGUUCGACCCCAUAAGCGUACCUUUAGAACCGGCGGAAGACAACUCAGUCUUGCCUGGUAUGAGUCUCUAUGAGUCAUAUUUACAUAACAUAGCAAGAGCAAAAACUUCAACCACACAAGACCCAAAUGUUGUGGAAAAUGUGAAAAGGCAAUGGCUUAGACAACUUGAAAAUAAAUACAAUAAUGAACUGGCUCGAGCAAAGGUGGCGGAACACAACUCAAUCAUGCCUGGUAUGGGUCUCUAUGAAUCUUAUUUACGAAACAUAGCAAGAGCAAAAACUUCAACCACACAAGACCCAAAUAUUGUGGAGGAUGCGAAAAGGGAAUGGCUCAGAAAACUUGGAAAGAAAUACAAUAUGCAAGCUAAUGCAAAGAUUUACAAAUCAAACAAGUAUCAACCAUACGAAUUUAACUAA
Messenger RNA from Parnassius mnemosyne (clouded apollo), 1413 nucleotides. NCBI's taxonomy places the organism in Eukaryota, Metazoa, Arthropoda, Insecta, Lepidoptera, Papilionidae. The record is from the annotation of a GenBank genome assembly.